Molecule: messenger RNA, 2640 nt
Organism: Pipistrellus nathusii (Nathusius's pipistrelle)
Lineage: Eukaryota; Metazoa; Chordata; Mammalia; Chiroptera; Vespertilionidae
Source: the annotation of a GenBank genome assembly
AUGGAGCCGGGGGCCCUCUCAUCUCUGCUGCUGCUGUUCUCCGUGGCAACUGGAGGUGCUGACAUGACAGGACAUUUCAACCCUGCCAAGUGCCGCUAUGCCCUGGGCAUGCAGGACCGGACCAUUCCGGACGGGGACAUCUCUGCCUCUAGCUCCUGGUCAGACUCCACGGCUGCUCGCCACAGCAGGCUGGAGAGCAGCGAUGGGGACGGGGCCUGGUGCCCGGCAGGGCCGGUCUUUCCCAAGGAGGAGGAGUACCUGCAGGUGGAUCUCCGGCGGCUGCACCUGGUGGCUCUGGUGGGCACCCAGGGGCGGCACGCUGGAGGCCUGGGCAAGGAGUUCUCCCCCAGCUACCGGCUGCGCUACUCCCGGGACGGCCACCGCUGGAUGGACUGGAGGGACCGCUGGGGUCAGGAGGUGAUCUUGGGAAAUGAGGACCCGGGGGGAGUGGUGCUGAAGGACCUUGGGCCCCCCAUGGUGGCCCGACUGGUCCGCUUCUACCCCCGUGCUGACCGGGUCAUGAGCGUCUGUCUGCGGGUGGAGCUUUACGGCUGCCUCUGGAAAGAUGGACUGCUGUCUUACACGGCCCCUGUGGGGCAGACGAUGAACUUGGCUGAGGCCGUGCACCUCAAUGAUUCCACCUACGAUGGACACACCACGCACGCCAUUGGCGGGCUGCAGUACGGCGGGCUGGGCCAGCUGGCGGACGGCGUGCUGGGGCUGGAUGACUUUCGGGAGAGCCGGGAGCUGCGGGUCUGGCCGGGCUAUGACUAUGUGGGAUGGAGCAACCACAGCUUCCCCGGCGGCUACGUGGAGAUGGAGUUUGAGUUUGACCGGCUCAGGGCCUUCCAGGCCAUGCAGGCUCACUGCAACAACAUGCACACCCUGGGAGCCCGCCUGCCCGGCGGCGUCGAGUGUCGCUUCAAGCGGGGCCCGGCCGCGGCCUGGGAGGGGGAGCCUGUGCGGCACGCCCUGGGGGGCAGCCUGGGGGACCCCCGGGCCCGGGCGGUGUCGGUGCCCCUGGGCGGCCGUGUGGCCCGCUUUUUGCAGUGCCGCUUCCUCUUUGCUGGGCCGUGGCUGCUCUUCAGUGAGAUCUCCUUCAUCUCUGAUGUUGUGAACGAGUCCUCCCUGGCUCUGGGGGGCACCUUCCCACCAGCCCCCUGGUGGCCACCUGGCCCACCUCCCACCAACUUCAGCGGCUUGGAGCUGGGGCCCCGGGGCCAGCAGCCCGUGGCCAAGGCAGAGGGCAGCCCGACGGCCAUCCUCAUCGGCUGCCUGGUGGCCAUCAUCCUGCUGCUGCUGCUCAUCAUCGCCCUCAUGCUCUGGCGGCUGCACUGGCGCCGGCUCCUCAGCAAGGCCGAGCGGCGGGUCUUAGAAGAGGAGCUGACGGUUCAUCUCUCUGUCCCUGGCGACACCAUCCUCAUCAACAACCGCCCGAGCCCUCGAGAGCCACCCCCCUACCAGGAGCCCCGGCCUCGUGGGAACCCUGCCCAUCCUGCCCCCAGUGUCCCCGGCGGCUCCGCCUGCAGCGGGGACUACAUGGAGCCUGAGAAGCCAGGUGCCCCGCUUCUGCCCCCGCCGCCUCAGAGCAGCGUCCCCCACUACGCCGAGGCUGACAUCGUCACGCUGCAGGGCGUCACGGGGGGCAACACCUAUGCGGUGCCCGCGCUGCCGCCCGGGGGCGCGGGGGACGGGCCCCCCAGAGUGGACUUCCCUCGGUCUCGGCUCUGCUUCAAGGAGAAGCUGGGCGAGGGCCAGUUUGGGGAGGUGCACCUGUGUGAGGUGGAGCGCCCUGAGGAGCUCGUCAGCCUCGACUUCCCCCUUAGUGUGCGCAAGGGGCGCCCCCUGCUGGUAGCUGUCAAGAUCCUGCGGCCGGAUGCCACCAAGAACGCCAGGAACGACUUCCUGAAGGAGGUGAAGAUCAUGGCGAGGCUGAAGGACCCAAACAUCAUCCGGCUGCUGGGCGUGUGCGUGCAGGACGACCCUCUCUGCAUGAUCACCGACUACAUGGAGAACGGCGACCUGAACCAGUUCCUCAGUGCGCACCAGCUGGAGGACAAGGCGGCCACGGGGCCCCCCGAGGGUGGGGAGCCCGCCCGGGGGCCCACCAUCAGCUACCCGAUGCUGCUGCACGUGGCAACCCAGAUCGCCUCGGGCAUGCGCUACCUGGCCACACUCAACUUUGUGCACCGGGACCUGGCCACCAGGAACUGCCUGGUUGGGGAAAAUUUCACCAUCAAGAUCGCCGACUUCGGCAUGAGCAGGAACCUCUACGCUGGGGACUACUACCGGGUGCAGGGCCGGGCGGUGCUGCCCAUCCGCUGGAUGGCCUGGGAGUGCAUCCUCAUGGGCAAGUUCACCACGGCCAGCGACGUGUGGGCCUUCGGGGUGACCCUGUGGGAGGUGCUGAUGCUCUGCCGGGCCCAGCCCUUCGGGCAGCUGACCGACGAGCAGGUCAUCGAGAACGCAGGCGAGUUCUUCCGGGACCAGGGCCGCCAGGUGUACCUGUCCCGGCCCCCCGCCUGCCCCCUGGGCCUGUACGAGCUGAUGCUCCGGUGCUGGAGCCGGGAGCCGGAGCAGCGGCCGCCCUUUGCCCACCUGCACCGCUUCCUGGCAGAGGAUGCACUCAACACAGCGUGA